AUGCAUCACAUCAAACAUUCGGACCUCGAAAGCUUCAUCCACAGAGUCCUCGCAGCCAACGGCGUCCCGGACAAGCAUGCUACCAUCGUGGCCAACUGUCUCGUCCAAGCCGACCUCUGCGGCGUAGAUACGCACGGCGCAAACCGCAUCCCCUCAUACAUGCAACGCAUACGCCAGAAAGUCCUAGAUCCCUCGGCAUCCCCAGAGCUGCAGCAGAUCACACCGAUUGCGGCGCUGGUAGAUGGGAAAAACACUUUCGGGUUUGUCGCGGCCCAUCUGGGCAUACAGCGCGCGUGCGAGAUGGCGCGAGAAUUCGGCAUCGGAUUAGUCUCCGUCAAGCACUCAAACCAUUAUGGGAUGGCGGCCUGGCUUGUCCAGCAGGCGAUUGAUGCGGGGAUGAUGUCGCUUGUUUUCACGAAUUCCUCGCCCGCGCUACCGGUUUGGGGCGGGAAGUCGAAACUUAUGGGCGUUUCACCAAUUGCCUGCGGAGCUCCCGCAGGGAAGGAGAGGUCGUUUAUCCUUGAUAUGGCACCUUCAGUUGCGGCGAGGGGGAAGAUCUAUAAAGCGCUCCGGCGCGGGGAGAAGAUCCCCACGGACUGGGCGCUUGACGCAGAGGGGAAGAGGACGGAUGAUCCGGCCAAGGCGCUAGAGGGUGUGAUGUUGCCGAUGGGCGGCCCAAAGGGGUCUGCCCUAUCGAUUAUGAUGGAUGUGUUUUCUGGCGUUCUUUCAGGGUCGGCAUUUGCCGGGCAGGUGACGGGUCCGUAUGAUCCGUCUAAGCCGGCGGAUGUUGGGCACUUCCUGAUGGCUAUCAAACCUGAUUUGUUUAUGAGUAUGGAGGACUUCAAGGACCGGAUGGACUAUCUGUAUCAGCGGGUUGUUGGGUGCGAGAAGAUGGAAGGUGUAAGUCGUAUCUACUACCCUGGGGAGAUUGAGCAGAUUACCCGCGAGAAGCGGUUGGAAGAGGGCAUUCCUUUUACAGAGUCGGAGAUAGAGAAUUUGAAUCGAGAGGCGGAGCUGGUGGGCGUGGAGGAGUUGAGGUUUGACUAG
Molecule: messenger RNA, 1047 nt
Organism: Aspergillus lentulus
Lineage: Eukaryota; Fungi; Ascomycota; Eurotiomycetes; Eurotiales; Aspergillaceae
Product: Ldh family oxidoreductase
Molecular function (GO): oxidoreductase activity
Source: RefSeq, a predicted model, not a curated record